Molecule: messenger RNA, 9618 nt
Organism: Orcinus orca (killer whale)
Lineage: Eukaryota; Metazoa; Chordata; Mammalia; Artiodactyla; Delphinidae
Gene: ZNF667
Product: zinc finger protein 667
Exons: 7
Coding region: 6397-8331 (644 amino acids)
Biological process (GO): negative regulation of transcription by RNA polymerase II
Cellular component (GO): nucleus
Molecular function (GO): RNA polymerase II transcription regulatory region sequence-specific DNA binding; DNA-binding transcription repressor activity, RNA polymerase II-specific
Source: RefSeq, a predicted model, not a curated record
GCCUGCGCACCGCGUGGCUUUAUUUAGGGGCGUGGCCUCGCGCUCUCGUGGACGCCUAGGGGCGGGGCCGCGGCUCGCCGACGUGUCUCGCGCGUGAGGGGGCGGGUCCAGCCAGUGCCGACCGAGGGCCGCGGAGGAGAGUACGCAGGCGCGGGGAGCGCGGGGAGCGCGCCUUGCCUGCGCAGCUGCUGGGGUGGGCGUCGCCGGGACGCGACCCUGGAGGACAGGUUGAGUGUGGCUGUGGGUGUGUGCCCACGGCUGCCUGGAAUUUUCCGCCCGUGACCGCCUGUGGGGUUUUGUCUGGUUGUGUGGUGACGGAGUGUGAGGUGAGGGACUGUGUUUGAAGCGUGUGGUGGCGUCGCUGUGUUGUGAGAGGAGAGCGGGUUGUGGCGUUUCUGCGUGUGUCUGUGAUGGAGCCAGCCGUGUGGUGACGGGGACGUGCCUCAGGACCAUGUUCGUAUUUCACCGCAAGGUCUGUGGUGUUUAUGUGAGGAAGAGGUGACUGCGCCUGUGGGAGGGGGGCCGGGAGUGGGUAUGUAAGUGUGGCUGUGAGAAUUUGUGUUGUUGAAGCGCGUUCGUGUGUGUGUGUGUGUGUGUGUGUGUGUGUGUGUGAGACCGACUGAUGUAGGUGGCCGUUUAUCGCCGUCUGGAGUGGCUGCGUGAUUUGACCGGGUGGCUGUAUGACUGAGCUUCAGUGGCUUUGCGGUUGUGAGUGUGUGGCAGUGUGCGACUGCGCUGUCGAGGUGUAUCUCUCCCUGUAAGCGUGGAAGGAGGAUCCUUGUGGGGAGGACUCUGAGCGGCUUUACGGGCGUGCAGGCUCCUGGCAAGGAAGUAUGUGUGCUGUUGUGGGAGGCUUUCCUUCUCGGUAAAACAGGAUAACAACACCCGCGUCAGUUUUGGGAAAAUUAUAUAAAUGGCGUAACGUAGUGAAAUACCCCGUGCCGAGCUUGGCACUCACCAGGCCCUGUGUAGGUGCUUGGUGUUUGUUGGAGUGCUGGUGGUCGUUUUUCGUUGUCCCCGUGCAGAGGUAGAAGCGCGGUGGUGAACGCUGGAGAAAUUUGCAUCUCUGAACUUGAGAUUGAGCAAUGCUUCUCAGAGCUGGGGAUCUGACCUCUUCUAGCCGAGAAGCGGUGCCCCAGUAGCCCAGCUGCUCCUUGUUGUCUGUUAUUGCAUUAGUGCAUUUGAAGGGAGGGCAGUGUCUGUCUUGGUCUCUGGGACCUGAGGCUGCGUAUGGUUGUGUGUCUGCUUCCUAACCAGUGUAGCUUGGGGGACUCUGGGACUUCUGGUUCCAUCACUCAGUAGUUGUGUGACUUUGGGAGAGGUCACUUAAAUUGCUGACCCUCAGUUUCACCUGCAAAAUGGGGAUAAUAAUAGUACCAAUCUUAGGCCUGUGGUGAGCGUUAAGUAGAACAGUGCCUGACACAAGUAAGCAACGAAUAAAUGCUAAUUGCUUUAUUAUUAACCUAAUAACCCCAAGGAUUCCACACCCAGAGAAUCAAAUCCACAGGAAGAAAAGCAAGAAGUGGAGCCUCAGAGAAAAAGUUGCAGGUUAAGAGAUAAAGUAAUCCUAAAGGCUAAAUUGAGCUUAGGUUCAGAAUUUUCUAGUCGGGGUCCUAGGAGGGCACGAACAGAGGGUCUUCCUUUAUGGAGAUAUCCCUAGAGAACCUGUGGGGUCAAGACGCAAGCACUCAGAGUUAAUUUCUUUCAUUCUGAGAAGCCCACUGGUCAAGACCCAGUGGCAGGGACUGAGGAGGAGUAUCUCCUGAUAACACAGCGAUCUAGAGACAUCUCCGUGUCUAGAGCAGGGUUUCUCAGGCUUGGCACUUUGUUUUUUUUUAAUAAAUUAUUUAUUUAUUUAUUUAUUUAUUUAUUUUUGGCUGCGUUGGGUCUUCGUUGCUGUGCAUGGACUUUCUCUAGUUGCGGCGAGCUGGGGCUUCUGUUUGUUGUGGUAAGCGGGCUUUUCAUUGCAGUGGCUUCUCGUUGCGGAGCACGGGCUCUAAGCGCACGGGCUUUCAGUAGUUGUGGCUCAUGGGCUUCAGUAGUUGUGGCGCGCGGGCUCUAGAGCUCAGGCUCAGUAGUUGUGGCGCACAGGCUUAGUUGCUCCGCAACUAAGUUGCUCCGCGGCGUGUGGGACCUUCCCGGAUCAGGGCUCGAACCUGUGUCCCCUGCAUUGGCAGGCAGAUUCUUAACCACUGCGCCACCAGGGAAGCCCCAGCCUUGGCACUUUGGAUGCUUUGGGGCAGAUAAUUGAGAGAUGGGGGAGAGCUGUCCUAUAUAUUUUCGGAUGUUUAGAAUUAUUCCUGUUUUCUACUCCCCAGAUGCCAGUAGCAUACCCCUGCUGCCCCAAUUUUAACAAGCAGAAGUGUCUCCAGACACAGCCUGGUAUCCCCUGGAGAACAAAAUCACCCCAGUUGAGAACCACUGGUGUACAGGACCAUGAUGAGGGCACACCAUGAACAUUUUCAGGGCGUGAGGGUGGGGAGGAGAGCAAGGGGGCUGGAUGAGAGAGGUGAUAAAGGGAUAAUGUUUCUGAGAUGAGAAGAAAGGGUGUCCAAAGCCUGCAACAUGGGUAGGCUCUGAGAGGCACUCAUUCAUUGAGCAGUCAGAUGCCUGCCAUGGGCCAAGCACCUUGCUAGUCAGGAUGGACCAGGUUUCUACUCAUUGGAGCUUGCAUUUAGUAGAGAGAUGAAAUUAAAUUUAUAACAGGUGGCAGUAAUUAUUUUGAAAAGGAAAGCAGGGUGAAGGGAUUACAGGGUGACAGUGGGUGCUGUUUUCAGUGUCGACACCCAGGCUUCCCAUGGGUAUCUCAGUCAACUCCAAAGCCAAGAAUGGCCACCAUCAGUGACUCCUUGGAAUCCUUUGAUCAGGGAAUCUAAGGAUUUGGCUUUUCUCCUCCCCAGUGCUGAGGUCUGGACUCUUAACAGGGAGAGGUCAGAUCUCCAGCCCGCGACUGAGGCUUGGAGACUGGAGCAGUAGUUCUAAACUAUGGCCUUGCAUAGAAUUUAGAAAUCUUAAAAGAUAAAAAUAAGACAUGCCUGGACUCCAUCCCCAGAGAUUCUGACUUAAUGGUUCUGGCAAGGGGCCCAGCCAUCAGUAUUUAUUAAAAAGCUCCCAAGAGAUUCCUGUGUACAAACAGGGUUGAGAGCUACAGCUGUGAGAGUUUGUGGGCUUCUCUGGGGCUUCUCAGAAUGAAAGAAAUUAAUUCUGAGUGCUUUCAGUAUCUUAUCAAAGGCAGUCCCUACAGCUGCACUUCCCUGCAAUAGGGACAUUCCUAGCCCCAUCCUACAAGUGAGGAAAUCAAAUCUGUACCUGUGCCAGCAGAGCAAGGGCAGGUCUGGCAUUCAGAUGCAAAGCUUACGUUUUCUGCUAUAGCUGGGCUUGGGUCUUUGGAGAAAGUACCUUUCUAUAUCCCUGGCCUCUGGGGCUGGCAAGUUCAGGAUAGAGGUGAUCUUAAAAUACUAGAUAGGUGGUAUAGCAAAAACAAACUCUGGCUGAACGGAAGCAAUGUGUGGGUGCAUUAAUGGCUGGCUUUCAGUUAUGUCAGGACCCACCCCAACUCAACACCCAGCACAGGCCCCCAGGAUCACAGGGGUGCUGUGCCCCAAGGGGAGGCGUGGCCACUGUCCAGUAACUCUUUAUUUUAAUUUAUUUAUUAUUAUUUUUUGGCUGCAUUGGGUCUUCGUUGCUGCACGUGGGCUUUCUCUAGCUGCGGCGAUCGGGGGCCACUCUUCCUUGUGGUGCACGGGCCCCUCAUCGCUGUGGCCUCUCCUGUUGUGGAGCACCGGGCUCCAGGUGUGAGGACCUCAGCAGCUGUAGCAGCGGGCUCUAGAGCGCAGGCUCAGCAGUUGUGGCACACGGGCCCAGUUGCUCCACGGCAUGUGGGAUCCUCCCGGACCAGGGCACAAACCCGUGUCCCCUGCACUGGCAGGCGGAUUCCUAACCAUUGUACCACCAGGGAAGUCCCUCCAGUAACUCUUUAAGCUUGUUCUCAUCCAGGUUCUAGCCAUCCCUACCUUAGGAGCAGGAAUUUAGCUUUGUGCUAAAUUGCAAAGCCCCUUCCCACCCUAAAGUAUGGGACUCUGGAAGAGAGGCCAGGUUUACAGCGCUGCCCUGAUGUGGUGUGGGAUCCAGCCUCUUUAUUUGUGGUGGUGAUGGUGUUUUGAAAAGGUAAUUAUAUAUAUGAUACAGAACGCCAAAGCAUAGAUAGAUAGGGAAAAGUGAGUUUUGAGUUUCCAAGCCUAGUGACCCAGUUCCCUUCUUCAGGGACAAUCGCUGCUACCAACUUCUUUAUUUCCCUUCCAGAACUUGUCUGUUCCUUUUCAAACUCAUGUAUUCGUAUCCUGUAUUUUGUUUUUUCUAAGCAUUUUCUCUAUAUCUUUAUUCUCCUCAUUACACCAUAUCUUGGAGAUCAUUUCACACAGUACAUAUAGAGCAGAUUUCUCAACCUCAGCACAGUUGACACUUUGGGCCAGAUUGUCCUUUGCUCUGGGUGCUGUCCUGUGCAUUAUAGGAUGUUUAGAAGUAUCCCUGGCCUCGACCCAUUAGAUCCCAGGAACACCUCCCACCCCCAAGUUGGGACAACCACAGAUGUCCCAGGCAUUGCAAGUGUCCCCUGGGGGCAAAAUUGCCCCCAGUAAAGAACUUCUGAGGUAGUGCUGCUGUGUUCCUUUUAAGAACUACAUGGUGUCCCAUAUGUGCGUGUAACAUUCACUGAUUUUCUUAUUGAUGGGCAGUUGUUUCCAAUCUCUUGAUAGGAGUAGUAAUUGUAAUAGGGAAGAACCUUUGUAUUCUUUUUUUGUUUGUUUUUUUUGGCUGCACUGUGAGGCAUGUGGCAUCUUAGUUCCCCCGACCAGGGGUCGAACCUGUGCCCCUUGCAGUGGACGUGCAGAGUCCUAACCACUGGACUGCCAGGGAAGUCCCAGAACCUUUGUGUUCUAUUACAAGUUAAUCACUAAAGGGAGGUUGCUUAUAAGCUUGAAUUACACAUAAUGGGUUUCUCUGGGAAACCCUGCCUCCCAGGUAAUGAGCAUUAAGCUAAAAUACCUUUGUUUAGCCCAUAGGAAACAUCCUGACCAAACCCACCUGUGAAUGACUGCAGGAAGGAAGAAAUUAACACAUCCCCUCUGAAAUGUUUGACUUUUUUCCCUCCCUUUUAGUAUAAAAAAAUCUUGAAUUCUAACUCAGGAAAGAUGAUUCUUUGGGACGUGAGUCAUCAUCAUCUCCGUCUGCUGGCUUUCCGAAUAAAAUCACUGUUCCUUGCCCCAACAACUCGUCUCUCGAUUUACUGGCCUGUCGUAGGGCGAGCACUAUGAGAUUGGCCUCAGUAACAUAAUGAUAAUAAAGAAACUAACAUUUGUUUAGCACUGGCGCUGCUCUAAGUGUGUUACAUGUUUUCAUUCAUUUAAUUUUCACCACAGCCCUGUGGAGUCAUCAUUGUUAUUUGCCUCAUUUGACUGUUGAGGAAGCUCAGGCCCAGAGAGGACAGGGAGCAUGUCUGAGGUCACACAGGUAGUGGGUGGCAGAGUUGGAAGCUGAACCCAGACAGCCUGGCUCCAGAUGGAUGCCCUUCACUGUAGGACUGUACUGCCUCUUCCUACAAACCCUGUCAUUUUACACACAUACGAGAACGUCUGAAGACAAAUACCAGAAAUGAGGUUACUGGGUUAAAGGGUAUGUGCACCUUCAGCCUUAAAGAUAUUGUUGGGCUUCCCUGGUGGCGCCAUGGUUGAGAGUCCGCCUGCCGAUGCAGGGGACACGGGUUCGUGCCCCGGUCCGGGAAGAUCCCACAUGCCGCGGAGCAGCUGGGCCCGUGAGCCAUGGCCGCUGAGCCUGCGGGUCCGGAGCCUGUGCUCCGCAAUGGGAGAGGCCACAACAGUGAGAGGCCCGCGUACCGCAAAAAAAAAAAAAAAAAAAAAAAAAAGAUACUGUUAAUUUCUCUCCAACCAGCACUGUGUGAGAAUUCUUACUUCGGCCCUCUUAGUGUCAGGCUUCCUUGAUGAUGCGUGGUGUAUACUGAAUUAAAAAGGAAAAGGAAGGCAAGAAAUAACCGUGUGGCUGUUGCUGAAGAUGUCUCAUGUAAACUUUUAACAGCUAAGGGUGAAGCAGGUUUUGUUUACCCCAUUGCACAGCAGUGCUGAGUCCCUUGGAGAAAAUUAUUUUGUGGACAAGAAUCGUGCUCCUUCAACUUGGGGUGUGUGCCAAGGGCAAACAGCCAUGAGAAACCACAGGAUGGAUGCGUUGCCACUUCCUGGAGCAAUCCAUUGUACUUGAGGAAUCAGAAGAGAAGAAUCUGAACUCCACGUCUCACGUGGCUGCUGGCAUGUGUUGGGCAGCACAGCCCCACCUUCUCAGCACUCUGCCCCUCUCCAAAUUGAAACCCUCAAGGGGGAGGAAAGGAUGCCUGCUGCACGCGGGAAAUCCAAGUCCAAGAAUCCUGGCACCAUGUAUCUCCCGUGUUUGGAAGUCCAACGUUUUCUCAGCCAUGUGGAAGCACAAGCCCACAGUGAAAGGACGUGUGAUUUUCCAUUUCAGGCACCAGUCACAUUUGGGGAUUUGGCCAUCUACUUCUCCCAGGAGGAGUGGGAAUGGCUGAGCCCCAUUCAGAAGGAUCUGUAUGAAGAUGUCAUGUUGGAAAACUACCAGAACUUGGUUUCUCUCGGACUUUCCUUUCGGAGGCCAAAUGUGAUCACCUUAUUGGAAAAAGGGAAAGCACCCUGGAUGGUGGAGCCAGUGAAAAGACGCCGGGGCUUGGACUUAGGGUCUAAAUGUGAGACCAAGAAGUUAUCUCCAUAUCAGUGCAACAAAUCUGGGCAAAGCAUCUAUCAGAAAGCGGUUUCUGCACCACAAAAAGUUCCCACAGGAAAGAGAGGCUGCAAGAAAAAUUCAGUCCUAAUAAAACCCAAGAAAGUGCAUUCAAAGAAGAAAUCUCUAAAAUGUAACGACUGUGGGAAAUUCUUUAGUCAAAGCUUAUCUCUUAAACUUCAUCAGAACUCUCAUACUAGAGAGAAGCCUUAUGAAUGCAGUAAUUGUAGAAAAGCUUUCAGACAGAUCUCAUCCCUUAUUCUUCAUCAGAAAAUUCACAAUGGAAGGAAAAGCUAUGAAUGUGAUAAAUGCGGGGAAAGCUUCAUUCAAAGAACAACCCUUAUUUUACAUGGGAGAAGUCACGAUGAAAAGGAAAUCUUUGACUGUGGGAAGGCCUUGAGUCAAUGCCAAUCUCUCAGCAUACAUCAGAAAAUCCACCUUGUCCAAAAUGUCUACCAGUGCAGAAAAUGUGAGAAAGGCUUCAUUCGAAUGUCAUCUUUUUUACUUCAUAAGAAAAUUCACAAUGGAAAGAAAAUACAUAAAUGCAAUGAAUGUGGGAGAGGCUUCAGUAAGAAAUCAGUCCUUGUUAUACAUAAAAGAAUUCAUACUGGAGAGAAAACCCAUGAAAGUGAGAAGGCCUUAAGUCAGAGUUUACAGCAGCGAAGUCACCAUGUAGAGAAUCCUUAUAAAUGCAGAAAAUGUGGGAAAUUCUUUAAUAGGAUUUCAUCCAUUAUGCUUCAUCAGAGAAUUCACGCUUCAAAGAAACCCUACAAAUGUGAUAAAUGUGAGAAGAUAUUCAUGCGGCUUUCAACCUUUACUCUACAUGUAAGAAUUCAUAAUAGAGAGAAACUAUACAGAUGUAAUAAAUGUGAUAAGGUCUGCAACCGGCAUUCAUCCCUUAUUCAACAUCAGAAAGUUCAUACAAAGAAAAAGAAACUGUUUGAAUGUAAGGAAUGCGGGAAGAUGUUUUCUGGAAUUGCCAACCUUAAAAUACAUCAAAACAUUCAUUCUGAAGAGAAACCUUUCAAAUGCAAUAAAUGUAGUAAAGUUUUUGGCCGCCAAUCAUUUCUUAUUGAACAUCAGAGGAUCCAUACUGGAGAAAAACCCUAUCAAUGUGAGGAAUGUGGGAAAGCCUUCAGUCACCGAAUAUCUCUUACUCGACAUAAGAGAAUUCAUACUGAAGAUAGACCCUAUGAAUGUGAUCAGUGUGGGAAGGCCUUCAGUCAGAGUGCACACCUCGCCCAACAUGAAAGAAUUCACACUGGAGAGAAACCAUAUACAUGCAAAACGUGUGGGAAGGCCUUUAGCCAGCGUACAUCCCUUAUUCUACAUGAAAGAAGUCAUACUGGAGAGAAACCCUAUGAAUGUAACGAAUGUGGGAAGGCAUUUAGCAGUGGCUCAGAUCUUAUUCGGCAUCAGAGAAGUCAUUCUUCAGAGAAACCCUAUGAGUGCAGUAAAUGUGGGAAGGCAUAUAGUCGGAGCUCAUCCUUGAUUCGACAUCAGAAUACACAUUCUGAGGAAAAGGCUUAAGAUUGUUUUAAAUAUGUAAAAGCUAAGAGGGAGGCUAGCAAAGUAGCAGAGACACAGGCAUGGGAAAAUGCAUUUGUCUAUAACAUAAAUUGUGUAAAAAUGGGACAGUUUGAUGGUGUGUCCCACUUUGAAACCCAAAGAACAAAAGUCAUUGGUGAUUUUGACCUGAGUAUUUGAAAUCAACUGAGGCAGUGACUUUAUCAUAGGUCUUUGUUUCAAAAUAGCAAACUCAGAUGAUUGGAUCGGUCAUUUUUAAUGAAGAGCAUUCUUCAUUUGAUAAAAAUAAUUGGUACUUUAUUUCCAAUGUAAUUUUAAAGCUAUUUCAUUGGUUAUGUACAACAAAGUGAAUUGUAAAUCCAUUUUUCUGGAUGGAGCUGUGAGCCUGAUUUAAGGUCACAUGAAGAAAGAGUUUGAGUUUGUCCCUUAGAACUAGAAGUAUCACACAGAAGGGAUUUCCUCACAAACCAGGGUGCCAUUUCAGCUGGCAGAAACUUCUGGUUCAGAAUAAAAAAGAUUGAGUAAAGAUAGCACUCAUAAUUGUGUGAAGCAAUAGAGUCAUUAUCAUUACUGUCUCUAUGGAUAUGAAGACAUAUGAUCUUAAUGGUGUGAAAAAUCUAACAAGCCUGGGAUAAGCUAAUGAGGAAAAAAACCCAGGAUGUAUUGAAGAAUGAGGAACUUCAGAACAAGGAGAAAUCAUUUGUUAUUGUUUUGUUUGAAAAUGAAUUUAUAUUUAUAUCAAUAAACAUUGGUAUUUUCAUGUGAAAACACUGGUGUACAAGUUGAUUGGUGGAGAAUGGGAUGUCAUGGACUGAAUGUGUCCUCCCAAAAUUCGUUUGUUAAAACCCUAACCCCAAUGUGAUUGUAUUUGGAAUUGAGGCCUUUGGGAGAUAAUAAGGGUUAGAUGAGGUCAUGAGGGUGGGGCCCUCAUAAUAGGAUUAGUGUUUUUAAAGAAGAGACACCAGAGACCUCUGCCAUGUGAGGACACAGCAAGAAGGUGGCUAUCUGCAAGCCGAGAAACUAGGCCUCACCAGUAUCCAACCUUGUGGCAUCCUGAUCUCAGACUUUCAGCCUCCCAAACUGUGAGAAAUACAUUUUGUUUACAUCACCCAGUCUAUGGUAUUUUGUUAUGACUGACUAAUACAUGGGAAAAACCCUGCAUUUAUGUGCCAGGCUCUUUCAUGUCAGCUGUUCACCAUAUAUAUAAUAGUUUUCAGUGCUUCUUUCCAGUUUGUGCAAAAUGUGUAAGAAAUAAAAUCAGAAUUCUUUUUUGGAAUUAGGUUAUAUACA